AUGAAAGGGAAGGAUGGCAAGGAUAUGAAACACUUCACUACUGAGAGGCAAAGGAGAGAAAACUUGAAUGACAAGUACAAGGCCUUGAGAAAUUUGCUUCCCAACCCCACCAAGCAUACCAAGAAUGAAAGAGCAUCAAUAGUGGGAGAUGCUAUAGAAUAUAUCAAAGAGCUUCUUAGAACAGCUAAUGAACUUAAGAUUCUGGUGGACAAGCGACGUGCAGCAGAGAGGAUCAAGAGGCACAAAACAAAAGAUGAUGUAGGGGAUGGAAAGAGUAUUAGCAUGACACCUCUUGGUGAUCAAGACCAGGCCUACAAUGGAUCAUCAUUAAGGAGUUCAUGGCUUCAGAGGAAGUCCAAGAAUACCGAGGUUGAUGUCCGUAUCAUUGAUGAUGAAGUGAACAUCACACUCGUUCCGCAGAAGAGGAUCAAUUGCUUGCUGUUUGUGUCAAAGGUCCUCGAUGAACUUCAGCUGGAUCUCCACCAUCUUGCUGUUUGUUUAAGGGACAGUUGUUACAAAAAUAUUUUAUUAGCUAUAGAUCUAAUUGCAACAGAAACACAAUGGAAUCAAUCAAUGAAAUGGUCUUUGAAAUGA
Molecule: messenger RNA, 594 nt
Organism: Ilex paraguariensis (yerba mate)
Lineage: Eukaryota; Viridiplantae; Streptophyta; Magnoliopsida; Aquifoliales; Aquifoliaceae
Source: the annotation of a GenBank genome assembly